Aspergillus bombycis is the source of this 1044-nucleotide messenger RNA. Its product is annotated as SDR family oxidoreductase. The transcript has a single exon. The record is from RefSeq and is a predicted model, not a curated record. The coding region runs from base 1 to 1044 and encodes 347 amino acids. NCBI's taxonomy places the organism in Eukaryota, Fungi, Ascomycota, Eurotiomycetes, Eurotiales, Aspergillaceae. Gene Ontology annotation, molecular function: oxidoreductase activity, acting on the CH-OH group of donors, NAD or NADP as acceptor.
AUGGCCCCUCAAGAUCAAGUGGUCCUUAUCACAGGAGCUUCUGGCUUCCUGGCUUCCCAUGUGGUUGACUAUUUCCUCCGCGCUGGUUACCAGGUUCGGGGAACUGUUCGUUCAGCUGCAACGGCUGAAAAGGUUCGACAGUCUUUCCCCCAGUAUACGGCUCAGUUGUCCUUCGCCAUUGUUGAAGAUGUUGCAAGACCAGGAGCCUUUGACAUCGCAGUCGAAGGAGUGGAUGGAGUAAUCCAUACUGCUGCCCCGUUUCAAAUCUUUGGGGUGGAAGAUAACGAGCGCGACCUCCUCAAGCCGGCCAUCGAUGGAACACUCAACAUCCUCAAAUCUGUCCACGAAGGCGCCCCUAAGGUCAAGCGUAUCGUCCUCACUUCUUCCUUCGCUGCCAUGAGGAAUGUCAGCAAGGGCAACUGGCCGGGUCACGUCUAUUCCGAACUCGACUGGAAUCCAGCCACGUACGAAGCUGCUGCUGCUCCCGGUGCUCCAGCGGGACUGGCGUACUCCACUGCAAAGGCGCUGGCAGAGCGUGCAGCCUGGGACUUUGUUAAAGAUAACAAACCCGAAUUCACGAUCUCAACGAUCAUGCCGCCCAUGAUUUACGGCCCGAAUAUCAAUGCAACCACCGACCUCGCCAAGUUGAAUACCUCCUCCAUGGAUAUCUACCGUCUGAUAUCUCCACAAGCCAAGUCCAGCGAUCCAGUGCCUGAAAAUCUAUUCUGGUCCUUCGUGGAUGUGCGUGAUGUGGCCCAGGCGCACUUGAGCGCUUACGAGGUGCCUGCGGCGGGCAACGAGCGCUUUUUCAUCACCAAAGGCAACUUUACCUAUCAGCAAUUUGUGGAUGUUCUACGCGCCAACCUUCCCGAGAUCAAAGACCGUAUACCAGUUGGAAACCCUGGAACGGGAGAUGUUCCCUCCGAUGUUUACACGGUCGACACAUCCAAAUCACAAAAGGUGCUCGGGCUAGAGUAUCGUUCUUUAGAGGAAACCAUUGUUGAUGCUGCGCGGUCUCUUCUGAAGUUGGAGGCCAAAGAGUAA